AUGGUGUUUUUGGAGUUGCUGGGAGGUCCCUCUGUGACAGUCCUGUUGAUGGUGCUGGAUACACUCACAGUCUGGAGCAGGGACAUUCCAGAGAAUUACCUACAUCAAGUGAGGUCUGAGUGUCAUAUGACCAAUGGAACCCAGCGGGUACACUUCGUGGGAAGACUCAUCUAUGACCGGGAAGAGUUUGUGCGCUUUGACAGUGAUGUGGGUCUAUUUGAGGCAAGAACGGAACUGUGGAAAUCCCAGGUCCAGAAAUGGAACAGUCAAAAGGAAAUAGUUGAACGAGCACGGUCCAUAGUGAAUGUGUGCAGACACAACUACCAAUUCUAUAAUAAAACUAUAGUGCAGAGAAAAGUCAAGCCCCGAGUGAAAGUUUUCCCAGCAAAAACACAACCACUCGAGCACCACAACUUGCUCCUCUGUUCUGUGACCAGUUUCUAUCCUGGUGAGAUAAAGGUCAGCUGGUUCAGAAAUGCAAAAGAAGAGAAAUCUGGAGUCCUGUCUACAGGCCAAAUCCGGAAUGGUAACUGGACCUUCCAGACCCUUGUAAUGCUGGAAAUGACCCCCCAAAGGGGAGAUGUCUUUACUUGCCGUGUGGACCAUGUCAGCUUGCAGAGCCCUGUCUUCGUGGAUUGGAGUAAGCGUUGA
Monodelphis domestica (gray short-tailed opossum) is the source of this 651-nucleotide messenger RNA. Its product is annotated as H-2 class II histocompatibility antigen, E-S beta chain-like. Gene Ontology annotation, cellular component: MHC class II protein complex; membrane. Gene Ontology annotation, biological process: immune response; antigen processing and presentation. The record is from RefSeq and is a predicted model, not a curated record. NCBI's taxonomy places the organism in Eukaryota, Metazoa, Chordata, Mammalia, Didelphimorphia, Didelphidae.